GGUGAUUCUGAAGAGUGAUGGGGUCAUCCCCCCGCCCCCCGCGGCGCCCGCCCCCGAGCCCCCCGCCACCCUCACCCAGGUGGACGUGAAGAGUCGUGUGGCGGCCUGGUCGGCCUGGGCCACGGAGCAGCAGGACUAUGAUAAACAGUGUCAAUAUUAUGACCGGGAUGAACCUCCAGAGAUGAUGGCUGCCAUAGUGGACCGAGACGUGCAAAUCCUCAACCACAUUCUGGACGACAUUGAGUUCUUCGUGAACAAACUGCAGAAAGCAGCCGAGUCCUUCAACGAGCUCUCCAAGAGGAAGAAAUCUAAAAAGAACAAGAAGAAGGGACCCGGAGAGGGAGUACUAACACUGCGAGCCAAGCCUCCCACUCAGGAGGAGUUUGUUGACUGUUUCCAGAAGUUCAAACAUGCCUUCAACCUGCUGGGGAAGUUGAAGUCCCACAUCCAGAACCCCAGCGCUGAUGACCUGGUCCACUUCCUGUUCACACCACUCAGGAUGGUGAUCCAGACCUCUGGAGGGACAGCGCUGGCUAAGAGUGUGGUGGUUCCUCUGUUGACCAGAGAGGCUAUAGACUUCCUGCACUCAGCUGGGACGGCCGAGGAAAGACACCUGUGGGUUGCCCUGGGGGAGGGGUGGACCAAGUGCAGGUUGGAGUGGCCUAAGGACCACUACUUCCCUCCGUGUACGCUGCAGUUCCGUGACGGUUGGGAACCUCCCAUGAUUCCAUUCGUCCCCCAAUCACGAGAGGCAGAGCUGAAUCAGCUGACCCAGACCUUCGCCCACUCUGAGAUCCUUAGACAGGAGGAGAUGGUACACAGGCUGUCUACUGAGAAUCCGGGUGUACAGGACUUCCCCAAUCCACAAGGGUAUGCAUUCGACACCAAGGCCUACAAGCGCAUGCCCCUCUUGGACCAGGACAUGGCCGUGCAGGCCUUCAAACAGGCUGUCUCACGACACGUAGACCGGAACUACGAGGCCCGCGGCAGCAGAGGUCAGCCAAAACUGUUCGCCAAAUCCAAGUAUGACUUUGUCGCCAGAAACAGCACAGAGCUGUCGGUGGUGAAGGACGAGGUGGUGGAGGUGCUGGAUGACAGGAAGCAGUGGUGGAAGGUUGGUAACUGUGCCGGGGCGUCUGGCUACGUGCCAAACAACAUCCUGGAGGUCACCAAGGCUGUGGACGUCACGGUGCGGGGGGAGCCCAUCUAUAGCCAUACUAUACAGAAACAGCGGACAGACCACGUCCCCAAACCCACGCCGACCCCCAUGCCCCCCAUGCCCCCUAUCCCUACACCCCCCCCUCUUGCCCCGGCACGUCUCCCCACCCCUCCCCUGCCUCCCCCUGCCUCCCCCCCCCGCCCCCCUCCCAGCACGGUGAGUAGACAGAGCAGCAACACCUCCAGCGACGCCGGAAGCAUCCAAGGCAGCGUGACCAUGAGAGACCACCCAAACCAGAGACCCCCGCCAGUCAACCGGAGGAAGUCCAACAUGGAGGAGGUUCAGGAUGAGUUGAUGCACCGCCUCACGUUGGGUCGAAGCGCCAACAAGAAGUUUGCCGUUCCUCCUCGCAGCGCCUCCCUCCCGUCCGUCAACAUCACAUACGACUCCUCCCCUGACGAGGUCAAGGCCUGGCUGCAGCUGAAGGGAUUCAGCUCUGUUACCAUCACCAGUCUGGGAGUGUUAACCGGAGCCCAGCUGUUCUCUCUGAAUAAGGAAGAGCUGAAGACGGUGUGUCCAGACGACGGGGCCAGGGUCUUCAGUCAGGUGACCGUCCAGAAGGCUGCUCUGGAGAGGAGUUCAGGGUCAGAGCUGCAGGAGAUCAUGCGGCGGCGUCAGGAGAAGCUGUCGCUCACAGCCUGUGACUCAGGGGUGGAGUCAUUCGAUGAGGGCAGCAGCCACUGAACCCUCCAGGCCACACCCACCUGUCUCAUGACCAGGCCCCUUUAUGUUGUCACGGUUUCUGUUUCCAGGACGCCACGGAGCGCGCCCAGUUCGCUGAGAUCAUGAGACGCCGACAGGAGCUUCUGGAGCAGUCACCGUAGAAGGAAAGAAACACUAGACAGACAGACUGAAGCCUUCAACAUGGACUACAGCACACAGAGUUAUCAUUCCCGCUGUGAUGCCUGAUGGAAAUAACUACACUUCAAUCAACUAUUGUCUUUGAUUCAAAUGUACCACAGCACACAGAGUUAGCAUCCCCACUGUGAUGCCUGAUGGGAAUAACUACACUUCAAUCAACUACUGUCUUUGAUUCAGUUAUUUGUUGCACAGGAUGGUGGGAAAACUAGCAGCAGAAAAUGUUUCCACCUGAUUGGACCAGAGUUAUUCUAGCUACAGGUGUAAAGUUGUCUUUGGGCGGUGUAGAGGAUAACACUGGACAGAGAAUGGAUCAGGUGGUCUUGAGAUACAGACAAAUGGAACCAACCAAAAUAACCACCGUCUGUGACUAGAUUCGGAUCUAGAGUAUUUCAGAUAUUGAAUGAUAGAUGUUAAUAAUAACCAAUUGUUUAAUAUGAUCAUUAUUGUGUAAAUCUUCUGGUUUGCUGGCAAAGAGAAUAAUAUGAUAUUUAUGUAUAUCCUCUUUUAUGUUAUGGUAAUGCCAAAAGAGUAACUUAAUGCAAAUGACAUUGGUCAAAUGAAUUUCAGAUACAGGCAGAGUAUAGAGUGUAAAGAUAUUUGUUUCUUUAAUAAGGUGCAUCAGAUAAUAUUUACUGAAGGUUUUGACCGUCUCCAUGGCGGCCCUGUUGAUGAGGAUGGGGGCGUUCCCUGGUUCCUCCUGAAGUCCACAAUCGGCUCCUUUGUUUUGCUGACGUUGAG
Messenger RNA from Coregonus clupeaformis (lake whitefish), 2818 nucleotides. Its product is annotated as epidermal growth factor receptor kinase substrate 8. The annotation marks the transcript as partial. The transcript has 14 exons. NCBI's taxonomy places the organism in Eukaryota, Metazoa, Chordata, Actinopteri, Salmoniformes, Salmonidae. Gene Ontology annotation, molecular function: actin binding. The record is from RefSeq and is a predicted model, not a curated record. Gene Ontology annotation, biological process: Rho protein signal transduction; positive regulation of ruffle assembly; regulation of Rho protein signal transduction. Gene Ontology annotation, cellular component: ruffle membrane; vesicle; plasma membrane.